GAAAACCGGCUCCGCAAAAAAAGGAGGCGACAACCACCGUGUCGGGCCUCGCACUGCCCAGUGCUGGCCCCGUCAUUUGGCAGACUGGGGCGAGCCUGAUUUGGACUGGCCCGGACUGGGACCAGAUUGCCCAGGCCGACCGACCGACCGACCGAACAAGCACAACACAGCACAGCAUAACCUGGGCAGGACAGGUCUAGACAGCCGACAGGUCUAGCAGGGACCCUUUUCUUUUUGUCCUGCAUUCUCAGAGGCCGGACAUAUCUAUCGUCAAUUCAAUCCUCCCGCCUCACCCAUUUCCACUCCCACCGCCGGCUUGCCUUGUCUUCUCUUGUCACUUCGGGACAGAUUGUCGAGCCAGUCGAGCCAGUCGAGCCAGUCGAGCCACGACGGACCGGUACAUACAUACAACAUACAUUCACCACCACCACCACCACCACCACAGCAAACUAUCCGCCGCCGCCGCUACUGCUUGUCGUCGUCACUGCGGCUGCGUUCUUAAUUUCUCUUCUCGUCCAUCGCUAUUGUCCAUCUUUCUUACAUCGGUAUCAUUUCGCAAUCCCGACAGUCAAUUGGUACUCGUCUACCUUCGCCCGAAACCGCCCUCAUCCGAAAGCUCCACACAAAGACGACCACCUUGACCCGUCCGGCAGCCACUGCCCUCUCCGCCCGCCGCCGCGAACACGUACCCGACCCGUUGGACCUCCGCCUUCUGCCACAAGUCCUCGCUCUUUCCGAAGUGCCCGUCCGACCUCUUGGCCGGACAACCCAGCCAUCUCCCACAAUUCCCGACAACACCGGCAAGCUGUCUUCCCCAAUCCUCCUGCAGCGGACCGUCUCCUACGACACGGGGACCAAUCCUCCGCGUCGGGGGAGUGUGUACAAGAUGGCGGAAACAAACACGGCCCGUAGGAGACGGUCUAGCAGCAUCCUCCAAGUCUACCACGAGCCCCCUGAGACCGUCGAGCAGCUCAGCGACCGCGCGGCUCUCCCGAAUGGAAACGCCAAUUGGGUCAACGCCAAAGGAGCAUGGACCAUUCACCUCAUCCUCAUCAUGUGCCUCAAGAUCUUCUACGACAUCAUGCCGGGCGUGUCGCAGGAAACAUCCUGGACGCUGACCAACAUCUCGUACAUGGCUGGAUCAUACCUCAUGUUCCAUUACGUCCGAGGAGUGCCUUUCGAGUUCAACGCCGGGGCAUACGACAACCUGAACAUGUGGGAACAAAUUGACGACGGAGCCCAAUACACACCCGCCAAAAAGUUCUUGCUCAGCGUGCCCAUCGUGUUGUUCCUCCUCAGCACGCACUACACGCAUUAUGAUUUGGCAUACUUCACGAUCAACUUCCUCGCAGUCCUCGCGGUCGUGAUUCCGAAGUUACCAUUUAGUCACCGCAUGCGAUUUGGGCUGUUUUCAGGUGUGCCCGAGGAAGCAUAGGGCUUUUCUGUCAAGGAAUUCAGGCGUUCGGCUUUGCAGCACUUGCAGAUUGGAGUUUGGUGGAGUUGCGGUAGAGGGAAAACGUGGAGCGCGGGCCUAUGAGGCCUCAAAAGUGACAUACGCCGGACUUGCACAAAAGAACUGAUGUUUACAGGAAACCGAGCAUAAGUUGCAAGGCAAAUGUUUUCGCAAAGGGGGCUGGCGUGCAGAAACGUAUCGACAGCCACUUUGGAGGUAUCAGGCUUCGAAGAACACAAUAUGGUUGGUUGUCGGGACAUCUCCACGGGAAGUAUCCCAGAUGACUGUCCAGUCCCACCGUCCAAGUGUCUCCUAGAGUACUUCUUCUCAAUCAAUCCAACCACCCAGAAAGCCAUCACAUCAGAGGAGGCAUCCAUUUGACAAUGAUGUUCGCAGGCCUUUCCGCACCAAGUGGACUGAAUGUAUGACAUAGAAUACAUUUGCAGCUGCUUGCCUGGGCGCUUGCCUUUGCGGGUGCCGUGUUCCUAACCAGGGUUUCGAAGGAUAUGGGAAGGAAAAGCGCCCACGAACACAUCCGACGGCUUGCAGCAACUACCUAGGUAUACAGGCAUCCCACUACCUACCGAGUUGAUUCCGAGUCAAGGGGUUUUCAUUCGGGAAGCGCCAUAUGUGCGAUUCUAUUGUGGCCCUGUAUGAAGUCUCCUCGAUCAUCCUAGUUGCCUGCCCUUUUGAUGCUAUUGAUACUGCAUUUGCAUGCAUGGCUCAAAUGACGUUAGAUGGGACGCGCAUGAGCUUGGUGAGCUUGGCUCAGGCAUUCCUUCUGGCUGGCUAUAAAUCUUAGAACAGAAUGGCAGGAGCAUCCCAUAGGGAGGCGCCUUAAAAGUCAACAAAGAUUUCAAUACCCCAA
This is a messenger RNA of Diaporthe batatas, 2321 nucleotides long. RefSeq lists its product as uncharacterized. The transcript is spliced from 4 exons. The record is from RefSeq and is a predicted model, not a curated record. The coding region runs from base 887 to 1435 and encodes 182 amino acids. Lineage: Eukaryota; Fungi; Ascomycota; Sordariomycetes; Diaporthales; Diaporthaceae. Gene Ontology annotation, biological process: intracellular sphingolipid homeostasis; ceramide metabolic process; negative regulation of ceramide biosynthetic process. Gene Ontology annotation, cellular component: endoplasmic reticulum membrane.